Messenger RNA from Sparassis crispa, 486 nucleotides. RefSeq names its product E3 ubiquitin ligase complex SCF subunit sconC. Gene Ontology annotation, molecular function: cullin family protein binding. Gene Ontology annotation, cellular component: cytoplasm; nucleus. Gene Ontology annotation, biological process: mitotic cell cycle; SCF-dependent proteasomal ubiquitin-dependent protein catabolic process. The transcript has 6 exons. The record is from RefSeq and is a predicted model, not a curated record. Bases 1 to 486 code for a protein of 161 amino acids. NCBI's taxonomy places the organism in Eukaryota, Fungi, Basidiomycota, Agaricomycetes, Polyporales, Sparassidaceae.
AUGGUCCUUCUUGUUACUUCUGACAAUGAGCAGUACGUCGUCGACAAGGAGGUUGCCGAGCGCAGCGUUCUCAUCAAGAACAUGCUUGAAGAUGUCGGCGAGAGCGACCAGGCCAUUCCUCUCCCGAACGUUUCUUCCAGUGUGCUGAAGAAGGUUCUCGAGUACUGCGAACACCAUCGAGGCGAGCCUCUGCCAACUGCAGAGUCGGAGCAAAACCAAGACGAGACUCGCAAGCGGACGACCGAUAUCAGCGAGUGGGAUCAGAAGUUUAUCACAGUCGACCAGGAGAUGCUCUUCGAGAUCAUCCUCGCGGCGAACUACCUCGAUAUUAAGCCCUUACUCGACGUCGGGUGCAAGACCGUGGCCAACAUGAUCAAGGGCAAGACCCCUGAAGAGAUCCGGAAACUGUUCAACAUCGUCAACGAUUUCACCCCAGAGGAAGAAGCUCAGAUCAAAAAGGAGAACGAAUGGGCAGAAGAUCGUUAG